Messenger RNA from Kogia breviceps (pygmy sperm whale), 1479 nucleotides. Lineage: Eukaryota; Metazoa; Chordata; Mammalia; Artiodactyla; Physeteridae. The record is from RefSeq and is a predicted model, not a curated record.
AGUUACCGGGGCCGCAGAGACCUGCCUCUUCUCGACUUGAGGCGAUGGGAAGAGAGAGUUAUCCGCCAACCGCAGGGAAUGACGCGGGUGCCCCUACAGCCCCGGCUCCGGGCGAGGAGGGCGAGCCCCACAGCCGGCACCAAGACGCCCGCCUGGGCAGCACCGAUAAGGAGUUGAAGGCAGGAGCCGCCGCGGCGGACAGCGCCCCACAGCGGGGGCCACGGGUCGAGGUUAUGGAUGCAGCGGGCGGCUCCCGGAACCCGCUCCCAAGGCCCUGCCGAGUGCUGGUGCUGUUAAAUCCGCGCGGGGGCAAGGGCAAAGCCCUACAGCUCUUCCGGAGCCACGUGCAGCCCCUGCUGGCCCAGGCCGACGUCUCCUUCACGCUGACGCUCACUGAGCGGCCGAACCAUGCCCGGGAGCUGGUGCGGGCGGAGGACCUGAGACUUUGGGACGCGCUGGUGGUCAUGUCUGGAGAUGGGUUGAUGCAUGAGGUGGUGAACGGGCUCAUGGAGCGGCCUGACUGGGAGACCGCCAUCCAGAAGCCCCUGUGUAGCCUCCCAGCCGGCUCUGGCAACGCACUGGCCGCUUCUGUGAACCAUUAUGCCGGCUACGAGCAGGUGACCAAUGAAGACCUCCUGACCAACUGCACGCGGCUGCUGUGCCGCCGUCUGCUGGCGCCCAUGGAUCUGCUGUCCCUGCAGACAGCCUCCGGGCAGCGCCUCUUCUCCGUGCUCAGCCUGGCUUGGGGUUUCAUCGCUGAUGUGGAUCUGGAGAGUGAGAAGUUUCGGCGCCUGGGCGAGAUGCGGUUCACUCUGGGCACCUUCCUGCGCCUGGCGGCCCUGCGCACCUACCAGGGCUCCCUGGCCUACCUCCCUGUAGCGACGGUGGCCUCCAAGAUGCCCCCCUGCCCCGCUCGGGACCCGCAGGCCCAGCAGGGCCCUGUGGACGCCCACCUGGUGCCCCUGGAGGAGGCAGUGCCCUCUCACUGGACAGUGGUGCCGGAGCAGGACUUUGUGCUGGUGCUGGCGCUGCUGCACUCACACCUGGGCAGUGAGAUGUUUGCUGCACCCAUGGGCCGCUGUGCGGCCGGCGCUAUGCAUUUGUUCUACGUGCGGGCAGGUGUGUCUCGGGCCACACUGCUGCGCCUCUUCCUGGCCAUGGAGAAAGGCAGGCACAUGGAGUGUGACUGUCCCCACUUGGUGUAUGUGCCCGUGGUGGCUUUCCGCCUGGAACCCAAGGACAGGAAGGGUGUGUUUGCCGUGGAUGGGGAACUGAUGAUCAGCGAGGCUGUGCAGGGCCAGGUGCACCCAAACUACUUCUGGAUGGUCAGUGGCUGCAGAAAGUCCACACCCUCUCUGGAGCCACAGGCCUCACCCAGCCAGAGGCCACCUCCAGCAGAGCACUUAUGACUCCACGGGCCUUGCCGUGUCUUCAUCUGUCUACUUGGUUUACUCUGAGCUUAGGCCCCUCCCUCCCUCC